Phaeodactylum tricornutum CCAP 1055/1 is the source of this 1341-nucleotide messenger RNA. RefSeq lists its product with no specific name. Bases 1 to 1341 code for a protein of 446 amino acids. The record is from RefSeq and is a predicted model, not a curated record. NCBI's taxonomy places the organism in Eukaryota, Bacillariophyta, Bacillariophyceae, Surirellales, Neidiaceae. The transcript has a single exon.
AUGACGUCAAUUGCCGAAUUCGACAAUGGCAAGCGGCAUACCAAAAAAGGCAACGAUCGGUUUACCAACACCCUUAUCCCCGUUUUGCGUGAAUCUGCCACCAGUAUGUAUCAAUCGGGAUUUGAUGUUGAUGUCUAUCUAAUCUGUCAUUAUCCCGUCUCUACCGAGCGCUAUCGACAAGUCCUGGCGGCGUUGCCUUCACACGAAAGUGGCAACGCCAACACUGUCGAAGUUAGCUUGACGGUGUGGGACGAAGCUACCCCGAUCGGCUACGCGGUCGAACAUUCGACGAGAAGCAUUAUGAAUGUAACCCGAGGACUUGCUCGCCAACACCGCUACGUGAUCAAGGACAAGUUACUCCACUACGACAUGUUUGUCGCCUACGAAGACGAUAUGGUGGUACACGGCGCACAGGUACAGCAAUACCGCAACGUUUCCGACGCCUUGUACCGGCUACGGCAAGCUGCACCGUCCCGUCUCGACAACACGUACACUAUUGCGGAAAUGAAUCGUCAAUUUCACGGUCCCAUGACGGCCACCCAGCUAUCGCGAAUGAUUCCCGGUUGGAUAAGGGUGGAAGUGGCCCUAGACGGCUGGAAACCUAAACGGACGCUGGAGCUACCAAUCCCCAGAGAUUUUCGGUGGAAUGAGACAGGGGAAGAGGUUUCGUUGGAUCCGUCCAUUUGCUGCCAAAUUGGUGUCACAAGCUCGAAUGCUCAUAUGCCGUCGGCUCCGCACAUUGAGGACUUGUACUUUUGGGAAACCACAAUUGAUGCCUUGCACCUGCGAAAAAUGCCAGAAAUUCCCUUCUCCCAGCUUGAUUGGGUCGUUCUUCAAGCCGGAAACACCGAAGACUGGUACGAGGAUACGAAGUUUAUUGUAGGUCGAUACUGGUCAGGAACUGACGGCUACUUUGGUCACCAACAAGAUCCGCCCGAUUCCACUCUCUCCCAUUACAUCAACAACCAAGGUGGUUGGAUGGCAACUCGGCGGCAGCUUCACGAAUGGCACAGUCGCUGGUGCCUUGGUGGCUUUUUGCCACCCUACGAUCCACCCAAAUUUCACUUCGACGGUCUGGACUCGCGUUCGGUAGAAUACUGGAGCGGUGGCAUACAAAUUGUCGGUGUCAAGGCGUGUAAUUUGCAACGGAUCAUCCCUUUGCAGCCACAAAUAUUCGCCCGCCAUUUGCUAUAUCAUGCAUCUAAUAACAAACAGAGACAAAGAACCGUACAAGCACGAUCAGCGUUUACGAAAAUUCAAGAUUUAUGGGGGCAGCUCAACACGGUUCGUAAAAAUGCGGAACAAGCCAUUCGCAAAGAAAGGGAUGAAUUCGGGCAGUAA